Medicago truncatula (barrel medic) is the source of this 1761-nucleotide messenger RNA. RefSeq names its product aldehyde oxidase GLOX1. NCBI's taxonomy places the organism in Eukaryota, Viridiplantae, Streptophyta, Magnoliopsida, Fabales, Fabaceae. The coding region runs from base 1 to 1761 and encodes 586 amino acids. The record is from RefSeq and is a predicted model, not a curated record. The transcript is spliced from 4 exons.
AUGACAACUUUUCACAAGGUUCUUUUGAUUGUCACACUUUUGUCUCUCUCAUGUUUGGUCUUUGUUGUGGAGGCUAAAGUCAAAAAAAAUCAUCCCACAUUUGAAAUUCCAAUCCCUGGACCAGAUCAAGGAAUACCUAAGCCUGAUUUUGAAACAAAUUCUAAAGGACUUUGGGAGAUUCUUUCUAUAAAUUCAGGUGUAUCUGCAAUGCAAAUCAAUUUGAUGCCAACAAACAAGAUUGUUGUCUAUGAUGCUACCAUUUUUCGUAUCUCUAGACUCCUAUUACCAAAGGGGGUACCUUGUGUUCCUUUCCAAGAUUUGAAGAGCAGAGAAGAUAAAGUUGAUUGUUUUGCUCAUUCAAUGGAAUAUGAUCUUGCUACAAAUCAAGUUAGGCCACUCAAGGUAACAGCAGAUCCAUGGUGCUCCGGUGGAGGACUUGCACCUGAUGGGACCCUCAUAAGUACUGGUGGUUUCCUAGAUGGAGCAAAAACAAUCAGAUACUAUGGUGGUCCUGCUGGUUGCAAAGGCGCCAAUUGUGAUUGGAGGGAAUAUAACAAUGCAUUGCAAGAAGCAAGAUGGUAUGGAACUCAAGUAAUCCUUGCAAAUGGAGAUUUCAUUGUAGUAGGAGGACGUAGAGCAUUUAGCUAUGAGUACCUCCCAAGAAUAGAAGGCCAAAGACCUCUAAAACCCUAUUUCUUUCCAUUUCUCUAUGAAACUUCAGACCUUGAAGAAAACAAUCUUUAUCCUUUUGUUCAUCUCUCAACUGAUGGCAACCUUUUCAUCUUCUCGAAUAACCGUUCACUUCUCCUUAACCCUGCCACCAACAAAGUUGUCCGCACCUUUCCGGUCCUCAAUGGUGGUUCCCGUAAUUAUCCGGCUUCCGGCAUGUCUGCCCUCCUCCCUAUAAAUCUAGCUACUAAUGAACCCAUUAAGGCAGAGGUCAUUGUUUGUGGUGGCAACUCACAUGAUGCUUUCUAUUUGGCUGAACAAAAACAGAAAGUAUUCCAGCCUGCUUCCAUAGAUUGUAACAGGAUGGUAAUCACAGAUCAAAUCGCGAGAUGGGAAACUGAAGACAUGCCAUCAAGGAGAAUAAUGGGAGAUUGUAUAAUCCUCCCAAAUGGACAACUUUUGUUCAUCAAUGGUGCACAAAGGGGAACAGCUGGAUGGUGGGAUGCUGAUACUCCAAACCUCACACCAGCAUUGUAUAAUCCAGAGAAACUAAAGGGUCAAAGGUUUACACAAUUGAAUCCAACACAAAUAUCAAGAAUGUAUCAUUCAACUUCAGCAUUGCUUCCUAAUGGAAAAAUUUGGGUAGCUGGAAGUAACACACAUGAUACAUACAAGGAUGUAGAUCAAUUCCCAACUGAGACUAGAGUUGAAGGAUUUUCUCCACCAUAUUUAGAUCCUGCUCUUGACAAGUUUAGACCAAUAAUUGAUGAGGUAUUUUCAACAAAGAAUUUGAAGUAUGGUCACAAAUUAGAGACAAUAUUUAAAUUGCCACAAGAUAUUAAUAAUAAUGUGGCUAAGAAUGACAUUAAGAUUACUAUGUAUUUUCCACCUUUUACUACUCAUGGAUAUAGUAUGAGUCAAAGGCUUGUAGUUAUCAAGAGUAGAACUAUGUUCAAAAAUGUCCAAGGGCUUUUUAGUAUUGAAUCAUUGGCGCCGCCGUCCGGUGAAGUUGCUCCUCCGGGAUACUAUAUACUCUAUGUUGUCCAUCGUGGCGUGCCUAGCAAGGGAAUGUGGGUCAACAUUGAGGAGUAG